GUGGGGGUGGUGGUGGUUGUUUGUUCGAUAGGAUUUGGAUUUGGAUUUGGAUUUUGGAUAUUUAUUUGAACUUCAAAAUCAUCUUCCUCCAAUCCUUUUCUCUGUAUUAUCCAUCCAUCAAAUCGCCCUAAUCCACGUUUUCCCGCCAGCUUGCUGUAUUGAAUUUGUUCGUCUCAAUCUUUUUGCCCAAUUCGUUCGCUCUGCAAGGCCGUAUCAAUUACCAACUAUGCAGCAAGGUGAAGAUGGACGGCCGAAGCCUUCAGCAGCAGCAGCAGCGUCGUCUUCAUAUGACGAGGCAAUGGAAUCCCUUUCGUCUCUCAUCACUAAACGCAGUCGUGCGGACAAGAGCAACCAUGGCGACCGCUUUGAAUUAAUGUCUGAUUAUCUCAAGAUAAUGGACUUGGAAGAGCCGAUUUCAAAGUUGAAGGUUAUUCAUGUAGCUGGUACAAAGGGGAAGGGCUCAACCUGUGUUUUCUCCGAAUCAAUAUUACGAAAUUGUGGUUUUCACACUGGGCUAUUCACAUCUCCUCAUCUCAUUGAUGUCAGAGAAAGAUUUCGACUCGAUGGUGCGGACAUAUCUGAGGAGAAGUUUUUGACAUACUUCUGGUGGUGUUGGCAUAGAUUGAAGGAAAGAUGUAGUGAUGAUCUACCAAUGCCAUCUUAUUUUCGCUUCCUUGCGUUGCUUGCCUUCAAGAUUUUCUGUGAAGAGCAAGUAGAUGUUGCCAUUUUGGAGGUUGGUUUAGGUGGAAAGUUUGAUGCAACAAAUGUGGUUCAAAGACCAGUGGUUUGUGGUAUAUCAUCUCUUGGGUAUGAUCAUAUGGAAAUUCUUGGUAACACUCUUGGAAAAAUUUCUGGAGAGAAGGCUGGUAUAUUCAAGCAAGGUGUUCCAGCCUUUACUGUGCCCCAGCUGGAUGAAGCGAUGCAUGUCCUUAAGGAGAAGGCUUCUGAAUUGAAUGUCCCUCUUCAAGUUGUUUCCCCUUUGGACAAGUCCCUGCUUCUUGGCCUUCACGGUGACCACCAAUAUAUAAAUGCUGCCCUUUCUGUUGCUUUAUGUUCUACAUGGCUUCAGAGGACUGGCCACACUGAUAAUGGCUAUCUUGAACAAACUAGAUAUCUUCCAGAACCAUUCCUUAAAGGGAUUUUGACAGCUGGUUUGCAAGGGCGGGCUCAAAUAGUUCCAGACCCAAUCAUUGAAUCUGAAAGGCCUGGAGACCUGAUGUUUUAUCUGGAUGGAGCUCAUAGUCCAGAAAGUAUGGAAGUAUGUGCAAAGUGGUUUUCUAUUGCCAUGAAAGAAGAAAAUAAUAAGAACCUGAGAAGAAAAUCUCAAAAGAAAUCAGACCAGAUCUUGUUGUUCAAUUGUAUGUCGGUGAGGGAUCCUGUUUUGCUCCUUCCACCCUUGAUGAAAACUUGUGUGGGGCACGGUGUCCAUUUUGAGAAAGCUCUGUUCGUUCCAAAUACAUCAUUGUAUAACAAGGUUGGGAAUAGUGUCCUUCCCUCAAAUGCUCAUCAGGUCGACCUGUCAUGGCAGUUGAAUCUCCAAAGAACCUGGGAGAACCUUCGUCAUGGCGAAAGAGGAAGGGAUUCCAUAAAAGCAGACAUCCUGAAAGCCAAAGAUAAUGGAGAAGCAUGUUGUUAUAAAAGCAGUACAGUUUUACCUUCCCUUCCCAUAGCUAUGAAAUGGUUGAGAGAAAAGGUUCGCCAAAAUGAAUCUACUCGCUUGCAGGUGCUUGUGACUGGAUCUUUACAUCUUGUGGGUGAUGUACUGAGAUUGAUCAAGAAAUGAAUUUGCUCCAAUUUGGUCUUGCAACUAGCAGUAGUAACUGCCAAUUCAUUGCAAGUAAAUACCAAUUACUUUCUCAUAUUAUUUAUUGUUACCUUAGAGGCUGCUGCUGGCUACCUCUAUCCUCUCACUUUCUGGGUAUUUUUGUUAGUUUUAAA
Molecule: messenger RNA, 1938 nt
Organism: Impatiens glandulifera
Lineage: Eukaryota; Viridiplantae; Streptophyta; Magnoliopsida; Ericales; Balsaminaceae
Product: folylpolyglutamate synthase-like
Exons: 16
Coding region: 227-1783 (518 amino acids)
Biological process (GO): tetrahydrofolylpolyglutamate biosynthetic process
Cellular component (GO): cytosol; mitochondrion; cytoplasm
Molecular function (GO): tetrahydrofolylpolyglutamate synthase activity; ATP binding
Source: RefSeq, a predicted model, not a curated record